AUGAGCGGAAGCCUUGUCGCCCGCAAACAGAACAUCAAAUGUAGAACCAAAGUGAAGACUGGUUGUGCAACCUGCAGGAUAAGAAAGAUCAAAUGCGAUGAGAACAAGCCAUUUUGCCGAAAAUGUGUCGACACUGGUCGUACUUGCGGCGGCUACGAGUCUCCCUUUCGACUCGUUAUCACCGGUCAACCCAUUAAGAAUGCUCAUGCUGGCGGUAUCAAGUCAGGUGCUGCUGGGUUACAAGCCAUCCGACCCACCUUGACCAUUAUCGAGAUCACCCCUCGGGACAUCGCCCUCCUCGGUCGUUACUUCUCAACCAAAACCAUGUUCGACGUGGAACUAGGCCUUAACGAAGAAGCCAGGCAGAUCCUCCAAGCCGGCCAGACUGAUCCGCAGAUCCGAAAUGCAGUCUCGUCUCUCCGGGCUCUCCGGGAACAUCUCGAGGCGUCUGGAGACGUUGUUGCGGCGUCCGUCGCGCAGCAGACCCCGAGUUACGGCUAUGACCAUGGGCUCCAGCAGUACUGCAUGGCGUUGGGGGGUCUCGCGUCCAAACUAUCGUCUCCGGACCCAAACGGCUUAAAGUCGGCGUUACUCUGCUGCCAGAUCUUCAUCAGCAUCGAGCAAGUGCGAGGGAAUUAUGCCGCCAUGGCGCAGCACAUGAUUCGAGGGCUCAGCAUCAUGCGCGAGUACCGGGCAAGGCCAAGCUUUGAUGCUGCAGAAAACAAAUUGAUACCAGCACGUCGUGAUCAGAUACCCCUGUUGGACGUGUUCAUCAUCAAGUUCUUCGCUGCGCCGUGCAAGUUUGCGGAUCCUGCGCUGACGACCGAUGAAAAUGGGAAGACUAUAGGUGUAUGUUUGAUGUCGUCGCAUCAACAGCCUGUUGGAUCUCGUAAUCUCCGCACUAUUGCGCCCGAUAUGCGGACAGGGCUUACCAGGAUCGCUGCAGCGACGCUUGAAUUCCUCGGCAGAGUGUCGCGUGUCGAGUCGGCGGCAGGCGCCCUUCAACUACUGUCGGAGAAGGCAUCCCUGCUGGGCUCGUUGGAAUCGUGGCUCGCUGAUCUUGAGCCCGUCUUUGCGGGCAUCAGACCUCCUCAAGCUGAGCCUGUUUCGGUGCUUUUCCUCCGCGCCUUCCACCAGAUACUGAGAAUCAUUCUCUUGGGUGCACUGGAUUCGUCACCGGAUCUUGAUACCGAGCCGCGGGCCGAGAUCAACCGAUUGCGUCGCAUAGCUGGCGAUAUAGAGGAAGGCGUCAAGUCUUAUAGAUUGUGGAGGGGGCUUGCAAGUAGUCGAGAGGAGGCGUCUAAAGUACGAUGA
Diaporthe amygdali is the source of this 1314-nucleotide messenger RNA. RefSeq lists its product as uncharacterized. The coding region runs from base 1 to 1314 and encodes 437 amino acids. Lineage: Eukaryota; Fungi; Ascomycota; Sordariomycetes; Diaporthales; Diaporthaceae. Gene Ontology annotation, biological process: regulation of DNA-templated transcription. The transcript has 2 exons. The record is from RefSeq and is a predicted model, not a curated record. Gene Ontology annotation, molecular function: DNA-binding transcription factor activity, RNA polymerase II-specific; zinc ion binding.